GCCAACACAUGCUUUGAGGUAGCUCGCCCUUUUUUUUACUUCAAAUGUUGUAGCUAAGGCCGAAAAUCUGUUCAUAGCAUCGCGAACCGUUUUAAUUAGUAAGUCAUUGCAAAACCUUGAUGGAGUCACAGUGAUUUAUAAAUACCUACUUCUGUGCACAUAAUUUUCCAUUUCCUUCCUUGCACAAUAACAGAAGUCUUCUACCGGAAUGCCAGCAAUAAGAACCGUGAUAAUGCGCAACACGAUCCACAGUCUAUUAAGAAAGUAUUGCUGCUUUUCGCUUUCAUUUUCCCGUCUUUUCCGAAAGAAUGAUACGAUUCAACCUCAAAAAGACGUGUCAUACUUAAUGAACCUCCCUGUCGAGAUAAUCUAUCUCGUCUUCGAACAUCUUCUGAAUGUCGAUGCGGUAUGCUUUGCUUUAACCUGCAAAGCUACGUUUUCUAUAUUACAUAGAAAUGUAAUGCAACUCGACUCACAAGCGAAAGAGAUACUUCUAAUAAGACUAGAGAAAGAGGUUCUAGGGCUAAUAUAUUGCCCUUUUUUAAACAAACUAUUGCCCUUCGACAACAACGGCCAAAUACCCUUUGAUCCAAGCAUCGAACAUGGCCGAUUCUUAUAUUUAUGGCCAAUGACUCGUGGGAACAACUGGGGAAUAAUAACUUAUGAACGAAUCCGGCUUGUUCGAAACUACCGACUGUUUGGCCCUGGACAUGGCGUUCCCCUGUCGUUUCUAUCUUACAAGGGAGAGGGACGUAUAAGGUCGAUACGAUUCAUGCAACGGCAGUGCGAAACGUAUACCGAGCGUUCGCGGAUAGCCAAGUGGGUUGGUGAAGAGCUUUUUUUAUCAUGUACAGAAACGAUUUAUUUAAAUCAACUAGAGAAAGUACCGGUUACCAUUACGGCCUUAUGGGACUUUAUUGCCAGGGCAGGUACUAAUAUAUGCCGUCAUUGCAUCAUUAAUUCCUGUAACGAAUCAUUAUACCACAAUCCCGUAAAUGCGGACAUUCUUCAGAUUCAUACAAAACUAUCCGAGAAUUCUGCUUACAAGAGUACGGGAUCUUGCGAUUUUUGCGAGACUGACUGGGACGUUUCAAUUUCGUGGAACGAUUCUAUGAGCGGCUUGGUUAUUGCGUAUAUAACAUACCAGGAUCUGGGUACUUGCUCGUUCCCUCCUGAUACGACAUGGCAGAUGAUGGCUAGCUCCGCUGUGGACUUUUAUCUACUCAAAAGUGAAGGACGAAAAGGACGAAAGGGGCUUUGUGGUGACAUAAAGCGUCGGUGGAUAGAGGCAAUUUGAGACUUAUUUGCACACACAUUUUGUGAGGAUUCUAGAUGAGACAUUUACAACAAAGUAUGGGUUCAGUAUCUAUAGCCACGGG
Molecule: messenger RNA, 1379 nt
Organism: Daldinia loculata
Lineage: Eukaryota; Fungi; Ascomycota; Sordariomycetes; Xylariales; Hypoxylaceae
Exons: 1
Coding region: 209-1297 (362 amino acids)
Molecular function (GO): protein binding
Source: RefSeq, a predicted model, not a curated record